Molecule: messenger RNA, 2346 nt
Organism: Amaranthus tricolor (Joseph's coat)
Lineage: Eukaryota; Viridiplantae; Streptophyta; Magnoliopsida; Caryophyllales; Amaranthaceae
Product: luminal-binding protein 5-like
Exons: 6
Coding region: 180-2171 (663 amino acids)
Biological process (GO): protein refolding; endoplasmic reticulum unfolded protein response; cellular response to unfolded protein
Cellular component (GO): membrane; nucleus; endoplasmic reticulum chaperone complex
Molecular function (GO): ATP hydrolysis activity; ATP binding; heat shock protein binding
Source: RefSeq, a predicted model, not a curated record
CUCUAGCAAUAACCAACUUAUAUUAAUUUUAAUUUUUCCAUAAUCAUAAUCAUCAUAAUAAGCUAUAAAUAUAAUCCAUUUCACGAUCAAUCUUCAAUCUUCAUUAUCGAUAACACAAAUUCUCUGCAAAUCAUAUACUCCAUUCUCAUUCUUUUACAAUAUUCCAUCACAAAUAAACAAUGUAUUCGCGUAAGAAUUUAGCUUUGUAUUUUAUUCUUCUCUUUGUUUCAGAGUUUUUGUCUGGAAUAACAGUAAUCGCAGCAGCAGAAGAAACGGUUAAAGGGACAGUAAUUGGUAUAGAUUUGGGAACUACAUAUUCAUGUGUUGGAGUAUAUAAAGAUGGGCAUGUCGAAAUUAUAGCCAAUGAUCAAGGUAACAGGAUCACACCUUCAUGGGUAGCUUUCACUGAUACUGAAAGGUUGAUUGGAGAAGCUGCCAAGAAUCAAGCAGCUUUAAAUCCUGAACGAACAAUUUUUGAUGUUAAACGGCUUAUUGGUAGAAAGUAUAAUGACCCAGAGGUUCAAAGAGAUAUGAAGAUGUUGCCUUAUAAAGUUGUGAAUAGAGAUGGAAAACCAUACAUUCAGGUAAAGCUUAAGGAUAAUGAAGUAAAAGUGUUUAGCCCAGAGGAAAUCAGCGCUAUGAUCUUGCAAAAGAUGAAGGAAACAGCUGAGGCUUUUCUUGGGAAAACUGUUAAGCAUGCUGUUGUCACUGUUCCAGCUUACUUCAAUGAUGCACAGAGGCAAGCCACAAAGGAUGCCGGAACAAUUGCCGGGUUGAAUGUGGCUCGGAUAAUCAACGAGCCAACAGCUGCAGCAAUUGCUUAUGGUUUAGACAAAAAAGGUGGAGAGAUGAACAUUUUGGUGUAUGAUCUUGGUGGUGGUACUUUUGAUGUUAGUAUCCUUACAAUCGACAAUGGUGUAUUUGAGGUUCUUUCCACAAGUGGAGAUACCCAUUUAGGUGGUGAAGACUUUGAUCAUAGGAUCAUGGAUUACUUCAUCAAAAUGAUCAAAAAGAAGCACAACAAAGACAUUACUAAAGACAAGAAGGCACUUGGAAAGUUGAGAAGGGAAUGUGAAAGGGCUAAGAGGGCACUAAGUAGCCAACACCAAGUUAGGGUUGAGAUUGAAGCUCUUGUUGAUGGGAUUGAUUUUUCUGAGCCUCUAACGAGGGCGAGGUUUGAGGAGUUGAAUGCAGAUUUGUUUAAGAAGACAAUGGCCCCUGUGAAGAAAGCUUUGGAAGAUGCACAUUUGAAGAAGAGUGAUAUUAAAGAGAUUGUGCUUGUUGGAGGAAGCACUAGGAUUCCUAAGAUUCAACAGCUUUUGAAGGAUUUCUUUGAUGGUAAAGAGCCUAAUAAGGGUGUUAACCCUGAUGAGGCUGUUGCUUAUGGUGCUGCUGUUCAAGGUGGUGUUCUUAGCGGUGAAGGAGGUGAAGAAACUCAAGGUCUCCUUCUUCUUGAUGUGGCUCCAUUGAGUUUGGGAAUUGAGACUGUAGGCGGUGUGAUGACAAAAUUGAUUCCAAGAAAUACAGUCAUCCCCACAAAGAAAUCUCAAGUCUUCACCACCUAUCAAGACCAACAAACCUCUGUGGAUAUUAAGGUCUAUGAAGGUGAAAGAACCUUAACUAAGGAUUGCCGUGAGCUCGGCCGAUUCCAACUCUCUGGUAUUCCACCAGCUCCAAGGGGAAUUCCUCAAAUUGAAGUGACUUUCGAGGUCGAUGCAAACGGUAUUCUCCACGUUACAGCGGAAGACAAGGCGGCUAAGAACAAGCAAACCAUAACGAUCACAAACGACAAGGGUCGCCUAAGCCAAGACGAGAUCGAUCGAAUGGUAAGAGAGGCGGAGGAAUUCGCGGAGGAAGACAAGAAGGUGAGGGAAAAGGUGGAUGCAAGGAACAAGCUUGAGACUUAUAUCUACAACAUGAGAAGCACAAUUGAUGACAAAGAUAAACUGGCUGAUAAGAUCGAGUCAGAUGACAAAGAGAAGAUUGAUUCAACCUUAAAAGAAGCUUUGGAGUGGUUAGAUGAUAAUCAGAAUGCUGAGAAGGAAGACUUUGAAGAGAAAAUGAAGGAAUUGGAAGCUGUUUGUAAUCCUGUGAUUAAACAAGCUUAUGAGAAGAGUGGUGGCAACCCAACUCAAGAGGAUGAUAUUGAUGAUUCUCAUGAUGAAUUGUAGAGUGUAUAGAUGGAAUUCAGAGGCUUUCUUAUUUUUGUUAUUGUUGCUUUUAGGAUUUCAUCUCAAAUUUUCAAAUUGAUGAUGCAUCUUUAGGAACUAGUUAUUGAUAAAACUUUUAUUUAGAGAAUACUGUUCUGAUCAAAUCUGUCAAAGGAAAUGUUUGCCACUAAAGUUC